CACCAAACCGCACUUCUGACGGUGAACCAAUAUCAACACUUCUACUACCGAUACCCAGUCGCUCGCCACUCGUCGAACGACGAACAACCGCCAUCAUGGCCGAACGCUACAUUCCCGAGCAUCGCCGCAACAACUUCAAGGCGAAGAGCACGUUCAAGCCAGACGAGCUGCGCCGCCGCCGCGAGGAACAGCAAGUCGAGAUCCGAAAGCAAAAGCGCGAAGAGAACCUCGCCAAGCGACGAGGCAUUGGUGCUCGCGGUGACGGUGCUCCGGGUGCCUCUUUGGGCGCUGCGCCAGACAGUGACGAUGAAGGCGCCAAUACCGAGAGCCAGCUGGACGAGGACCUCCCGCUCAUGGUCCAAGGCGUCUUCUCCGACAAAAUCGACGACCAGAUCACAGCCACCACCCGAUUCCGCAAACUCCUGUCCAAGGAGCGCAACCCUCCCAUCGAGCGCGUCAUCGCAACCGGCGUCGUCGGCCGCUUCGUCGAAUUCCUCCGUUCUCCUCACACCCUCGUUCAGUUCGAGGCUGCCUGGGCGCUCACCAACAUUGCCUCGGGCUCUGCGCAACAGACUCAGGUCGUGAUCGAAGCAGGAGCUGUGCCAAUCUUCGUGGAGCUGCUCAGCAGCCCGGAGCCGGAUGUCCGUGAGCAGGCGGUAUGGGCGCUUGGAAACAUUGCUGGAGACAGUCCACACUGCAGAGACUUCGUCCUGUCGACUGGUGCGCUCGCACCUCUUGUCCGCCUGUUGGGAGACAGCCGCAAGUUGAGCAUGCUCAGAAACGCGACUUGGACACUCAGCAACUUCUGUCGUGGUAAGACACCUCAGCCAGAUUGGCAAACGAUUGCACCUGCUCUGCCGGUCCUCGCCAAGCUCGUCUACUCUCUUGAUGAUGAGGUCCUCAUCGACGCCUGCUGGGCAAUUUCAUACCUCUCCGACGGCUCCAACGACAAGAUCCAGGCCGUCAUCGAGGCCAAUAUUCCACGUCGCCUCGUGGAGCUUCUCAUGCACGCCUCCACAUCCGUCCAGACACCUGCCCUGCGAUCGGUCGGCAACAUUGUCACCGGCGACGAUGUCCAGACUCAACUCAUCAUCAACUGCGGUGCCCUUCCAGCAUUGCUAUCUCUCUUGAGCUCCACUAAGGACGGUAUCCGUAAGGAGGCUUGCUGGACUAUCUCGAACAUCACCGCUGGCAACAGCACCCAGAUCCAGUCGGUUAUCGAUGCGAACAUCCUGCCACCACUUAUUCACCUGUUGAGCCAUGGCGACUUCAAGACACGCAAGGAAGCCUGCUGGGCCAUCUCAAACGCGACUAGCGGUGGUCUGCAGAAGCCAGAUCAGAUCCGUCUGCUCGUAGCUCAAGGCGCUAUCCGUCCUCUGUGUGACCUCUUGGCUUGCCCGGACAACAAAAUUAUCCAGGUCGCUCUGGAUGGUCUUGAGAACAUCCUCAAGGUUGGUGACAUGGACAAAGAGGCUGCUGAUGGCAGUGCCGAGACACCCGUCAACAAGUAUGCUCUCUUCAUUGAGGACUGCGGUGGCAUGGAGAAGAUCCACGAUUGCCAGAACAACAGCAACGAGGAGAUCUACAUGAAGGCGUACACCAUCAUCGAGAAGUACUUCUCGGAUGACGGCGACGAUGCUGAAGUCACCGAUCUGGCACCCCAACAAGGUCAGGAUGGUCAGUUCGGCUUCGGUGCUCAGCAACAACAGCAGAACUUCAACUUCGCCAACGGUGGAGACAGCAUGGACAUGUAAGGAGAUCAUGAGACCGAGCCACCAGUAUGGCUGUCAUCUCCAUCGCAGGGUACGUCUCAAGCCAGAACACGGCUUCGAUGGCGACCCAGGUAGGUCGGCAGCAUUAUCAGGCUGCAUCGAGACGAUGGACAUCCGCCCAUCUACACGACGCCCUGGGAAAUGACUGCCACAUCUCCUACAUCCUCCGACCCGAGCCCAGCACCGAUCCACAUUCCAGCGAAGCAGCUAUACACGAUCCACUGCCCACGACUCGCCAUCCAAUCCACCAACCAACACGAUUCCAAACCCCGAUCCAACGCAUCACAUUUCCGACAUGCCUCAUAAUCGAAGAUCACG
Zymoseptoria tritici IPO323 is the source of this 2090-nucleotide messenger RNA. RefSeq lists its product as uncharacterized. The record is from RefSeq and is a predicted model, not a curated record. Gene Ontology annotation, cellular component: nucleoplasm; cytoplasm; nucleus. The coding region runs from base 96 to 1754 and encodes 552 amino acids. The transcript has 2 exons. Lineage: Eukaryota; Fungi; Ascomycota; Dothideomycetes; Mycosphaerellales; Mycosphaerellaceae. Gene Ontology annotation, biological process: NLS-bearing protein import into nucleus. Gene Ontology annotation, molecular function: nuclear import signal receptor activity; protein binding.